AUGGAGGGCCACCCGACUGUGGACGCAGGCUCCGGAUCUGUCCUGAACGACGAGAAUCCUCCAAAUCUCACAAAACCGCAAUCUACUCCCUCCGCAACCCCUGUGCUGCCCUCAACGUCGGACCGCCUACGCGCCUUUCAGAACUCGGCGCUACAAUUCCUUUCUACCGCAAGCAAUGAGACACUUGGCGCUUGUGCUGUUGGUCUUGCAGCCUCUACGUACCUCGUGCUCGGACGCCUUGGCCUAGUUCUGAUCGGCGCAGUUGGUGGUAUCGUCUUACAUGCCACAUGGGAGGGCCAAGCUGCUUCCGACGACGGCGAUGGCGGCCAAGAGCGCCAACAGAAAAAGAAGCGAGAGCUAGGGAUAGAGGUCGUCAAGAGAGCGCUCGACUGGCGGGACCGCAAGCACGAGGAACAGACAAGUGCUGAGACCGGGCAGCUUGACACUUCUGCCCGUCUCACAGACCCGGACUAUGAACUAAAUUACUCGGGCUUCCAACCAGAGACUCAGGCGGCCCUCAACGAGUUCACAGAAGCAGUCAUUCGAGACUAUGUGCACUGGUGGUACCGCCCACUCCUCCCGACGGAACAUUCAUUCCCAGCCGCAUGUCGGCAGACCCUUACACAAUUUAUCCUGUCAUUCUCAAACCGGCUGUCUCGCAAACGGACAGCCGACCCUGUCCUCGAUUUUAUGGCCAACUCCACAUCUAUCAUGAUUGUGUUCUUCAGUGAGCUGGGCUCCGCACUCAAAGCAUCGCAAAAUCAGGACCCAGCUGUUGCCAUACAAACAUACCUGCAGUAUCAACCUGAUAGCAACCUGGCGAACGUCAUCAACACGUCUCAGCAAGAGCGAAAGCUUGCCGUUGUCUCGGAUGAUAUACUGCAGAGCUUUCUGGACAAGCAAUCCUACGAGUGUCCUCCAGUGAAAGCAUUCCUGCGAGAAGUGCUUUGUGGCCUCAUUCUCCAACCCAUGAUUGUUAUGUGCUCCAAACCGGAGUGGAUCAACGGCUGGAUCGUUUAUCUACUGGAAGAUGGCGAGCCUGAGGUAAUGAAUAUCAUCGACGCUGGCGUCGGUAACAUGAACAAGGGUUCUCAGAGCCCAACCAAGGCUACUUCAAAAGAGCAAGCAAAACAUCAACGUAGAGUCAGCAGAGCCGAGGAGGCCAUGCAACAGGCAAUUGAGGAAGCAGAAAAGCUCAAUGCCAUGAUUGCUGAAGACGAAGCACGGCGGAAGCGUGAUGUUGCUACUUCUGAGAGCGAAGAGACCACGUCCGUAGCGACUACCGAUACCGGCGUCGCAGGCAUUACCACUCCCACAUCUUCGGACAGUGGCCGCAACAGGAAGUCGGCACGCUCUUCAUUCAUGUUCGACGCGGAAGGGAAUGCUAUUCAGUCAGCAAGCGCAAGCCCGACUCGUAGGGGAGGUCGUACUGCGCUGGACGAGACCCAUGAGAUUGUCGAAGCACCUCGGGAUGAUGGUCCUCUAAUUGAGCCUCUUGCCUUAUCAGCUUCCACAGAAGCCCUGGGCCAGACAGCACAGACCUUCGAUGAUAUGGGCUUGGAAGGGUCCGCCGAACCCGAGAUUGCAGAGGUUGUCGUACCCCUUCCUCUCACCUUACAGCAUGCUUUUAUCACCUUGAUCGAUCUGGGCGAUGGCGAUGAUAGAUCGACUAUCAAAAAGGAGCCUAGGGACGACCUGUACAUGAUCCAGAUUGAGCCAGCGUCCUCCAAGUUCCCCGGAUGGAUGGUGACCCGUGGGUAUUUGGACUUUGUCAAGAUCCACCCUACGCUUCUGACCAUAGCCAAAAUCUCUGGUGUACCUGAGUUCUCACAACAGUAUCCGGAGCUACCGUCAUGGAAAGGCGUGGCCAGGAAACCAUUCCGCACCGGCUUGGAGUACUAUCUGCGGGAUGCCCUGAAGUAUGAGCGACUGGCUGAAAGCGAUACGAUGAAGAAGUUCCUUGAUAAGGAGGUCGGCAUCUCAAAAGCGCCAACUCAGACAAAGAACGUUUUCGUUCAAGGCGGUGCAGCUCUGGAAAAUGUGGGCAAGGGGUUCGUGAACGUCCUAGGACAGGGAGGGAAGGGUAUCGCUGGCGGUGGGAAAGCUGUUCUUGGAGGUGUUCAAGGAGCUUUUGGUACCAUAACCUCUGGCAUCGCGGGCCCAAAGAAGCCGACUACACCGCAACGGCCCAUUCAGUCAAUGAACAGAACGACCACAGGAUCCAGUAUUGCUGUUCCUCGCUUCAGUCAAGAACUGCCGAGAAAGAGCGUUGAGAUCAGCGAAGCGCAAGGCGAGACUCGACCUGCCAAACCUAUACGGAUGAGCUCCGACUACAACCAGCAGUCUGGUCCCGCUUCACAUGCUGCAUCGUCGCCCAGGGAGUCCCAGGAGUCACUCCAUCUCCCACCACCGCCCGAUGCAAUAUCAGAUGAGUACGUGCCGAUCAAACCGAUGAGCGCGAAAAACCCUGCCAAAGAGUCGUUGGAGGAGGAGAGGUCGAUGCCCAGCACUCCGACGUCUUCUCACCUUCCACCAGACAGUAUGUCAGCGAGUAGGGCGUCUCUGCCGAAGAAGAAGACCCAACAUAGUCCUAUAACCGAAGGCGAGACUCGAGUAAUUAUCGACCUGAUGUUCGCCAUCAUCACCGAGCUGUACUCCCUGUCCUCGGCAUGGACAAUCAGGCUGUCGCUCCUCUCCGCCGCCAAAACAUACCUGCUUCGCCCCCAAAACCCGCAGCUCGAGUCAAUUCGGGUGCUGCUACAAGAGUCGGUCCUAGACGCCAACUUCUCCGACGCAGGACUCGCCGCGCACAUCCGAAAAUUGCGGGAGAACGCAGCAGCGACGGAAGAAGAACGAGCCAACUGGCCUGCUGAGCUGACAGCCGAAGAAAAGGAGAAUCUUCGCAUCAAAGCACGCAAGCUGCUGGUGGAACGAGGCAUGCCGCAGGCCCUCACGAGUGUCAUGGGCGCAGCGGCAAGUGGGGAGGCCUUGGGCCGGGUAUUUGAUUGUCUGCAGAUAGAGGAGGUGGCUCGAGGUCUUAUCUUCGCGUUGACGCUGCAGGCGAUUCGAGCUACGACGCAGUGA
Messenger RNA from Cyphellophora europaea CBS 101466, 3084 nucleotides. RefSeq lists its product as uncharacterized. The coding region runs from base 1 to 3084 and encodes 1027 amino acids. The record is from RefSeq and is a predicted model, not a curated record. Lineage: Eukaryota; Fungi; Ascomycota; Eurotiomycetes; Chaetothyriales; Cyphellophoraceae. The transcript has a single exon. Gene Ontology annotation, cellular component: intracellular membrane-bounded organelle. Gene Ontology annotation, molecular function: phosphatidylinositol binding.